CCAUGGCGGCGCCGGGUGGCGGGCCCUGAGCGCCGCGGCGGGCGCGCACCAUGAACUCGUGGGACGCGGGCCUGGCGGGGCUGCUGGUGGGCACGAUGGGCGUCUCGCUGCUGUCCAACGCGCUGGUGCUGCUGUGCCUGCUGCACAGCGCCGACAUCCGCCGCCAGGCGCCGGCGCUCUUCACCCUCAACCUCACGUGCGGCAACCUGCUGUGCACCGUGCUCAACAUGCCGCUCACGCUGGCCGGCGUCGUGGCGCAGCGGCAGCCCGCCGGGGACCGCCUGUGCCGCCUGGCCGCCUUCCUCGACACCUUCCUGGCCACCAACUCCAUGCUCAGCAUGGCGGCGCUCAGCAUCGACCGCUGGGUGGCCGUGGUCUUCCCGCUGAGCUACCGCGCCAAGAUGCGCCUCCGCGACGCCGCGCUCAUGGUGGCCUACACGUGGCUGCACGCGCUCGCCUUCCCCGCCGCCGCGCUCGCCCUGUCCUGGCUCGGCUUCCACCAGCUGUACGCGUCGUGCACGCUGUGCAGCCGGCGGCCGGACGAGCGCCUGCGCUUCGCCGUCUUCACGGGCGCCUUCCACGCGCUCAGCUUCCUGCUGUCCUUCGUCGUGCUCUGCUGCACGUACCUCAAGGUGCUCAAGGUGGCUCGCUUCCACUGCAAGCGCAUCGACGUGAUCACCAUGCAGACGCUCGUGCUGCUCGUGGACAUCCACCCCAGUGUGCGGGAGCGCUGUCUGGAGGAACAGAAAAGGAGGCGGCAGCGUGCCACCAAGAAGAUCAGCACCUUCAUAGGGACCUUCCUUGUAUGCUUCGCACCCUAUGUGAUCACCAGGCUGGUGGAGCUGUCCUCCUCGGUGCCCAUCGGCUCCCACUGGGGGGUGCUGUCCAAGUGCUUGGCCUACAGCAAGGCCGCGUCGGACCCCUUCGUGUACUCCUUACUGCGACACCAGUACCGCAAAAGCUGCAAAGAGAUCCUGAACAGGAUCCUCCACAGACGCUCCCUCCACUCCUCGGGCCUCACGGGCGACUCCCACAGCCAGAACAUUCUGCCGGUCUCCGAGUGAAGGACGCCGCUCUUGCUGGAGAUGGAGGAAUGAGACAGUUGGUGAGAAGCAGGGAGGGAGGGCUUGGGGUCCUGGGUGGACUCCCCCAGCUGCCACCCCCCUGGCCGGCCCAGCGAUGCCUGCUCCCUGGUUCCUCAAGGGCAGAGGUUGGACCGUCCCUGUUUUGCACCAAAGGAUGACCAUGGUUACUCGCUCUGGGCUUUCCUUUCAGAGGAGCUCCUUUGAGCUCCUGGACUCAACCAGAGACUCCCCAGGAGUGACGACAAGUCUGGUCACGAUCAAGGACAUGCAGCGCUGGUGGCAGGUGGGGAAGCAUGGUGUCCACCUGCUCCCUAACCACUGGGCAUUGGGCUUCACGCUGAAGAGUGGUGGUGGUCUCCAUGGGACGUGAGUCAUGCUGAACGUGAGGUUGGCAGCAGCCUUUCGGCCUUACCUCCAGCAUGGCUGCUCUUCUCCACGUGGUCGUGGUGGCGGCUUUAACCCAAAUAUCAUCCAGCUGGUAGUCACCAAAUUGUGCUCAGCUGGGACUCGGGACCCUGAGUCCCAGGGGAAAAUGUUGAACAACUUGCAGCUGCCCCAUUGUGGCCGAGCAGUGGUCUUAGAAAUGGUUCUGUUGGGUUGAACUCUGGUCCACCACGUGCCCACAAGAGCCAACAUUUGCGUGUGUAGACAAUCUUAGCCUGAAAAUGGUUUAAAUAGGUAGUCACCUUCUUCUGAUUCACCUGUCCUAACUGCUGGAGCCAAGGAGAGGCAGGAGGAAGGAGGCUGCCUGGUGCCCCCACCCCUGGUUGUGACCUGAAUUUGCAGGAGGCCCUUUACCUCCUCUCAUGCAUCUCGUCUACCCCGUCCUGUGAGAGGCACCUACAAGAACUGACCCGAGCAGGGGUUUGAUGGGUUUGAUAUUGGUUCUAAGGCCCUGGGUUCCGUGAUCCCAGUGGCUACACAUCUGGUUUCUGUGAGUCUAUCAGCAGAAAGUCGAGGCUGUUCCAGGUGAUCAAGAAUGUGCCCUGCGCUAGUGAAGGGAGGGUGACAUUUUUAUGGAAAAUGAUAGCUUCAAUACCUUUGCCAAACCAUUAGCAGCUCCAUCUUGAUUUACAGAAAGCCAAGGUGAGUGGGCCGUGCUCUCUGCCCAUCUGUCUUUGUUUAUCAUUUUGGAUGAUGUGUGAAGGCCAAGAGGGUUACUUCUCCGUCCUCUGUUCUGAUGCCUCUGGGGUGGAAAAGACGGGGAGCCACCGACGCUGAUGGCUAGUCCCUCUUUCCAGCUCUCUGUGCCCUAGCUUUGGAAGUACAGUGGGAGGACACUGUCCAGCACAGACCAAGUGGCAAGAGUCUAACAUUUUUUUCUGCCGAGGGUCCCAGUAUGGAAAGACAGAGAAGUGUUGUGCACAUUUCCUUGAAAAGAUGUUGUGGAACUUACCUUAGCUCCCCAUUUAGAAAAGAGAUAGCUGAGCCCAGCCUAGUCUUGCCUACUUCCCAGGUUUUCACGGGACAGGCAUAGCCUCCCAGGCCUUGGCACCUGUCAGUUGGAGGUGUGCUCACACCUGCCUGGAGGAGCCCGUGGGGCACAUGCCUCGCCAAUUCUGUGUUGAGGGACAUCACCUUGGUAGCUUGAAAUCAGCCAUGAUGGGAAUACUUAUGCCAAGAAAAUCAGCAAAAUCUAAAACCAGGACUUUCGCCCUGAGAGCCGGUGGUCCAGCAUCCCCCAGCACACCACUGCCCAGACAUGACUUUGUGCUCUGAUUCACAGCACGUUCAUUUGAAUCAAGUUUGAGUCACAGCAGACAUUCAUUUUGGUGGAACUUUCCUAGUGACAAGCAGCUGUUCAUACCCACCCCACGGUCCCAACCCCAAAAGUACCAAUGAGGUUGCAAACAAGAAUGGAGCCAAGAAGGUAGGCACAAUUGAAUCCUACAAUCUCCCUUUCCAUGCAAAUAUUCUCCAAAUUGGGCGACAGAGGAGUAGUGACCUAGUAGAUGAGGCUAGUAGACAGUCAAGUUCAAGCAACAACCUUGUUUCAUCUGAGUUGGGGAAUGACUAUGUCAAAUUCUCUUUCUUCUUGUUCUAUGUAUGCGACCUGUUAUACUCCCAGAGGCAAAUGGAUCUCUUUUACCUCUUCCUGAGCUAAAAAAAACAAAACAAAAAAAACACAAAAGAUCUCUCACCCACAAUAGCACGAAUCUUAGAAAGAUACAUAUCAUAAUUUUUGCCAAGCUCCUAGGACUGCUAAAGUAAAAACACACACCGUAAAACCAGUUGUGUUGGCAUCAUGUAGACAAAAGACCAAAGAAGUCAGCCGAGGGGGUGUUUUCACUAUUGUUCAGACAGGCAUUAAAAGGCAAGGAGAAGCAAGGAGAAAACAUUAGCGGUCAGCACCAACCAGCUCAGCUGUAAUUACCUUUAGAUGAGUGUUGGUGUUCAUCGAUACCCAGUCUAUAAAAUUCUCCCCUGGCUUCGUUAUUCCCAGGUGAAUUAUCUACCUCAUUUGCUAAUUUAAUUUAUCAAAUGCAACAUGGGUUUCUCAGGUAAAACACUCAGAAACAGCGAGAUCAGAGGGUCCAGGAAUCCUUACUUGACUUCAGUCUAGUGUCAGGCUCGAUGUGUAAGGCCCAGACUCUGGUGGAUGCUGGAUCAGGUGGGAAAGAGCUUCAGGAAGCUUGGAACUGAAGCCUGGCCUGGGUGAGGGGCGGGGGUCUGAUUCCUGCCCCUCCCCCCCACCAGGGCUCUGUCUCUGGCCCUACACAAGCAGAAAUGUAGAUUUAAUUCCUGCCCUGCGAGGCUUUUUCAGUCACCCUGCAACUACUCUAGCUUUUUCUUGUACUUCCUCUAGAAAGAGAGGACACCAGAGCUCUAGGACCCCGCCUGACGGACCACCAGCUCAGGUGAGGGUCCUGGCAUCUGGAGGUUUGUGUGUCUCAUGGUCAGCUGACCUCCGGGAGCGAUGCUGCUAAGGGCCAGCCUGUUUUUAUUUAGGAAGCAGCUGGGGCAUGAGGGAAGUUGACUCGAGCCCCCUGAUACCAACGGCCCAUGCCUUCUGGGGUUCAGCUCAGUCUCCUGUCACCCUGAGCAAUAAACCUCUCUUGUGUCUCUGAAAUUAGUUUUCUUUCUCAUGGUGCUCUUCUCUCGGAGAGAAGACAGACAGGACAGGCCAUGCCCACGUGCAGGCAGGGAGACGAUGCCUGGGGUAUGGCCUAUGGCCGUGCAUUUCUAGAAUGUAACCCAAAUGCAGGAUAACUCAGAUGGCCCAUGGUCUUAACGAGGAUAUUUUAUCAGGUGCCAGAAAUUCCUUGCAUCAGCUCCUUUCCUUUGGAUCAUGAGCACCCCAGGGGAGAGUGAGGUCCUGGAUAUAUUUGUGGCUCCCGCCCCCUUUCUGGAAGGUCUAAAGCACCUGGAACAGCUUUUGGCGUGUGAACUUGAUUAUCCACAGGAAACACCAAGGGAGCGUGUUUAAGAUGCAGAUUGCUGUCCCCCUCCUCGGAGAUUGGCCCAAGGCAGCCUGGGAUUCUGCAUGGUCGAACCUCCGUGCCCGAGACUGCAGCCGGUGGCCUCCCAGCUCUCCUCUGAGAAGGGGAUCUGGGACACGUGGACAAACUCUGUGGAAAGCUGGGCCUUUCUAAAUAUCUCUGUUUGUCUUGUAGCUUUCCCCAAAUCUCCAGACAGUUCAAUCUUCAGCCUCAUUUAAGGGCUGAGUCAUUUUGCUCUCAGAGCGACAAAGCGCUCACUCCGUGAAAUUCUGAAAUUCUAAAAACCCGUCUUCAGAGACUCUGGUGGAAGAGCUGCCACCCUCCCCUCCAGAGGUAUUUGCAAAGCAGCCUCAUUCCAUUCCCAGGGGCUCCCUGGUCAAGUGCGUGUGUCCGCGGGGGGUCGGCAGAACAUAGCAGCAACCGCCGGGACACUUUGUUAGAGAGCAGGAAGCUGGCUCUUAGAGGGUCCCAUGGGGACACGUGCUUGGGUAUCCUCUCCGCCUCUGCCUGGGCAGCCCGGCUGUGGGAGCCGAUGGCCUCUGGGUCCUCUGCUGCCAACCACAGCUAGCCCAACGCUCUUCCCACCCAGCCUCACUCCCUGGGAGUGGAGCCAGGCCAAGGUCAGGCCAGAGGGAGACAGUGCGGAAUGCUGACCCCUGGGUGUGGGUCUGUUUUUGGUUCCCCACUUCAUCCAGCAAGGCUGACCCAGCCUGGGCCCCCCGGGAGCAGCUCCUCAUAGUGACCGUGGUCCGUAGCCCUAAAGCUCGUGGGUACUGAGUGAAACUUACAAGCCAGUACUGUGCUGAGUGCUUUCGGGUCACGUUUCCAUGGGUCAUCACCAUGACCCUAGGACGUAGGGACUGACAUCUCCUUUUCAGACUGCUGGGAAGGUCUGUAAGUCCUGGAGCAGCAGUUAGAGAUGUGUGAGGGGUAACACAAAACAGACCAUGGGCUCCAGAAGGGCAGGCUAGUGCCGAUAGGAAGUCCCCAGCCGCACCCAGCUUGGGGCAGCUGGAGGCACAGCGGGCGUCUUUCCAUCCCCAGCAGAGAACCCCUU
Messenger RNA from Lutra lutra (Eurasian river otter), 5582 nucleotides. It is a transcript of the gene GPR26, whose product is annotated as G protein-coupled receptor 26. The coding region runs from base 51 to 1064 and encodes 337 amino acids. Gene Ontology annotation, molecular function: G protein-coupled receptor activity. Gene Ontology annotation, cellular component: membrane. The record is from RefSeq and is a predicted model, not a curated record. The transcript has 3 exons. Gene Ontology annotation, biological process: adenylate cyclase-activating G protein-coupled receptor signaling pathway. NCBI's taxonomy places the organism in Eukaryota, Metazoa, Chordata, Mammalia, Carnivora, Mustelidae.